AUGAAUACCAACCUAUUUAUUAGAAAUCCCUGUGGAACGAGGCUAUUCUUUGGCAAUCUGUGCCGCCUGGUAGCGCCCAGCUAUCGCAGCCAGAUGAUGGGGAGCGCCAUUCGUGCACGCGCGGUAAGUCUAACUAAGAAUGCGGGCAUUACUUCGCCAAGGAUGAUGCUCUUUACAAGUAUCACAGCUACGGGUCUACUAAUGCCGCUGUUCAAGUCUCCUAUAAUUCGCAAUGACGCAUACAUGGGCGUUCACGACGUAAAGUACCCGCAGGUGGGAUAUGGUGCAGGGGUCACUAGCAAGGAAGUGCGCAGGGGAAGGCUUAAUGGAAAGCUAGAUUACCGCCAGCUAUGUCUGGGCUCCAUCGCGGGUGUUGCGCUGGGAAUUGUUGUCGGAAAGAUUUCGCACGCUCUCGUAUUUAUUACUGGCCUGGGGCUGCUGGCGCUUCAAUGGCUACAGAGUCGAGGGAUAGUGGACAAAGGCACCACGCGUGGGCUAUCUAGAUACCUGAUCAGCACCGGCAGGGAGAAGAUUGACCUUAAUACACUCUUCUGGGAGAAGCCGAGCUUCAAGAUUUCCUUUUUGCUCACCUUCGUGCUGGCUGCGCUGAAUGUCUAA
Eremothecium gossypii ATCC 10895 is the source of this 618-nucleotide messenger RNA. RefSeq names its product Fun14p (gene FUN14). Bases 1 to 618 code for a protein of 205 amino acids. The record is from RefSeq and is marked provisional. The transcript has a single exon. NCBI's taxonomy places the organism in Eukaryota, Fungi, Ascomycota, Saccharomycetes, Saccharomycetales, Saccharomycetaceae.